Molecule: messenger RNA, 1008 nt
Organism: Haliotis rufescens (red abalone)
Lineage: Eukaryota; Metazoa; Mollusca; Gastropoda; Lepetellida; Haliotidae
Product: cell wall protein DAN4-like
Exons: 4
Coding region: 103-825 (240 amino acids)
Source: RefSeq, a predicted model, not a curated record
CGUGUUAUGAAUAAUUUUUUUAACUGUGUUGUCAAACCAGUGUGUUCUGUAAGAACGUCGUUGACAUUCUGCGAAGUGUGAGCAGAAGAGACGCACAUCGUAAUGCUCUGUAUUGAGGGUCUGAUGUACUGGAUUGCUCUCAUCUGUGGGGGCUGUAUGUCACUUAUCUCUGUAAACGGAACACCCGUGUUCAAUACGUUUUAUGGCCCGUCAAGAGCACCUCCCUCGCAGACGUUAUCGUCUACGGCAACAACGUCUACUCCAACAGCGUCAUCAACACUUCAGUAUACAUCACCAGCAUUUGGAACGCAAAUAUCUAUUGACGACCCCGUGGUGUCGACACUGUCCGUCACGACGACAAAUCCAACGACGACUACAACAAACAAAACAGCAGCAACAACUCUAUUGACAUACACCAAUACGUCGUCUUCGACUUCGACUCUAACAAGCACGGCAAUUUCAACACCGAGUUCACACUCGACGGAUUUUGAUCAGCAGCGUAACACUUCUUUGGAACACGAAGGAAACAGCUCAAGUACAGAUUCGACUAGUGUUUGGUCCACGACAUCGUCUCCGGGGAGUACUGUGCAAAAUGCGUCUCCAGACAACCAACAGAAUGACAAGGUGGACAAUCUGAAUACAUUAGGUGGCGUUAUAUCCGGUUCCGUUGUUGGAGCUUUCAUCCUCCUGCUUGCCUUCGUGGCUGUGUUUAUAUUUGUUGGGCAUCGUAGAAACCCGAUACAUGAAGUGAGACCGGAGGAUGAGUAUAGCAGCAUGUACCUCUACCACUGUGUGAUGGCUCUUCCAUUUGCUUACAAGCCUUGAUAUCGGCCGUCUGUUAAAAUGUACAGGCACAAUAUAACUCAAGUUUUGCUUUGAUAGAGAUAUUUCUGAGUAUCUAGAUGGCGAUUCGGUGAUGACGGUGGUAUUGGAAUAAAAAUACCGAGAGUAUCGUGGAAGCAACACAUUUUCAGAUCAAUUUCAAUAAAAUCUAGUACGCAUAAACAA